AUGAAAAAAUAUUUUAAUUAAUUCAAUAAAAGGUUAUAACAGUUAGGAUUAACUAUAAGAGAUGUUGAUUCAGAUGGAAAUUGUCUUUUUAGAGCUAUUGCUGAUUAACUAACUGGAAAUGAGGAAAAUUAUAAUGUUUAUCGUAGUAUGGCUAUCAGAUCUCUCCAGAAAAACCAAAAAUUUUUUUCUGAUUUUCUUCCAGAAGGUUCUUCAUUUAAUGAAUAUACAAAUCGAAUGUCUUAUGAUGGAGUAUGGGGAGGACAUUUAGAACUAUAAGCUUUGAGUAAUUCUUUACAAAUAGAUAUUGUUGUUCAUACAGUUGAUAAAUAUUAUAUCAUAAAACACAUCCCAAUAUCAACUUGUUGGUCAUCUAUUAAAGAAAAACUUAAAAAUUAUUAUUAUAAGAAAUAAGUUCCCAUAAAGAAAUAAGUUCAUAUUGCAUUUCAUUAAGGAAAAAAAAUUAUUAAUCAUUAUUAAUCUAUUAGAUUACUUAAUGAUAAUACUAAUAAACCUGCUAAACAACCACAAAUCUUUACUGAAUUAUCUGAAUAAUCAACAACUGAUGAUCCCUAUUGA
Molecule: messenger RNA, 576 nt
Organism: Paramecium sonneborni
Lineage: Eukaryota; Ciliophora; Oligohymenophorea; Peniculida; Parameciidae
Source: the annotation of a GenBank genome assembly